Messenger RNA from Pseudocercospora fijiensis CIRAD86, 2541 nucleotides. RefSeq lists its product as uncharacterized. The transcript has a single exon. NCBI's taxonomy places the organism in Eukaryota, Fungi, Ascomycota, Dothideomycetes, Mycosphaerellales, Mycosphaerellaceae. Bases 82 to 2361 code for a protein of 759 amino acids. The record is from RefSeq and is a predicted model, not a curated record.
CCGUCGGCGGAGAAGCCUGCAUCAGAGCAGGUAAAGAAGGAAGAGGUCGCCGAGCAGGCACCACUCCCGCCUGAGCCAGAAAUGGUAGAGGAUGAUGCCAAGACUGAGACUGGCACUGUGAGGCAGACUUCAGGCACUUGGUUUGGAUGGUGGUCUCGACCGGACGGAUAUGAUAGUAACGGCGAUAAGGUGAAAGAGAGCGGCAAGAUGGCUCUCGAUGGAGCGGUAGAACAGGGGAAACACACGCCACUGCCUGCAACCCCUGAACAGACACCACAAGAGCCAGCAGUGGCACAGGCCGAAGCACAGCCGGAGGAAGAUAUGUCGGGUCAGUUGCAGCCCGAGAUGAGUGCCAAGUAUGGCUCAACAAGGUCGUGGUUUGGUCUCUGGAGCAAUACUCAGAAUCGACAGGCGGCAGUAGAAGAACAGCAAAGAAUAGAAGAUGAGCAGCAAGAAGCAGGUCAACCUCCAGCGCAGCAGAAAGAGCCAGAAACUGCUCCGGAUGUGGCCGUAACAGCAGAUGCCAGCAAGACAGCAAAUCAUGUCAAAGAUAUUGAGCCUUCGAAGCGAAAAGACUAUGAAGAGCAACCAAAAUCAUCCGGCUGGGCGUUCUGGUCGAAAGAAAAGACCAAGGACAGCACCAAAGGCGAAGAAGAGACACAGAAGCAGGUUGGAGAAUUGGCUGUAGCAGACACACCAUCGCAGAGCCACCCAGAGGCUGCCCAAUAUAACCAGCAGCCGGACCGCAAAGUAGAGGUGAAGCAAAGUGGAUCUCUAUUGCGACGUAAACGUGGGCGGCCGGAGUCGAAGCAGGUCUCUGGCGAGACAACGGCUGCUGCAACUCCAAUUGGAUCACAGCCGCAAACGCCAGCAGGGACACAAUUUCACACGCCAAUGGAUACUCCGGAAGGCUCGCCGGCACCUGUGCAAAGGGGCAAGAAACCACAGCUGCGGCCCAAUAUGAUAUCACCAUCUUUCCGUGAGACCUACCCAAAGGUGGCGCAUCAUGGUUAUCUCGACCGACUCACACACUACAUUGGCCAGUCGCUACGCUUAACAGAGGCGCGGAAACCUGUGGUGCAUCCGUGUAUUUCAGAGCAGCCUCACAAAGUGAAGAAAGCCAUAGCGAUCGGCAUUCAUGGCUUUUUCCCUGCCGCGCUGCUGCAGAGAGUGCUUGGUCAACCUACGGGCACAUCGAUACGCUUUGCAAAUUAUGCUGCAGCGUCCAUCAAACAUUGGUGUCAGGAGCAUCAACCGAAUGUCAAAGACGUCGAGGUUGAGAAGGUUGCACUCGAAGGAGAAGGUCUUGUAGGAGACCGUGUGAAUACGCUGUGGAAGCUGCUGCUUAAUUGGCUAUCACAUCUCCGUCAGGCAGACUUCAUUCUAGUUGCAUGCCAUAGUCAAGGUGUUCCAGUGGCUGUAAUGCUCGUUGCUAAACUCAUUCAGCUUGGCGUGCUGUCAUCCAACGCACGAAUAGGCAUGUGUGCCAUGGCUGGCAUCAAUCUGGGUCCCUUCCUUGAAUACAAAAGCCGGUUCUAUUCCGGCUCCGCCCUUGAGCUUUUCGACUUUUGCGACAGCAAAUCCAGAGUAUCGCUCGCCUAUACCGAUGCACUCGAGGUCUGCCUCCGACACGGCGUCCGAAUCACCUUCGUCGGCAGCCUGGAUGAUCAGCUCGUAGGCCUAGAAUCAAGUCUGCACACACCGCUCAAUCAUCCAUACGUCAGCCGAGCUAUCUUCAUUGACGGACGACUCCAUACAUCAAACUUCCUCAUCCAUCUGGUGAGCUUCGCUGCCAAAUUACGCAAUCUGGGCGUGAGCGAUCAUGGCUUGAUUCGAGAGAUCUCCGCUCCGCUGGCAGGCAGUAUCGUCGGCGGUGAAGGCCAUAGCAGAGUCUACGACGAUCCGGCUGUUUACAGGACAGCAAUCGAAUUCGCUUUGGAGAGCACCGAUUUAUCGCCGUCGAUCUUCGCAGCGCUUAGACCAACAACGGCAGAUGAGCAGCGUAAAAGCAUGGAAGAUGCCGCAUCUCGUCGUUCCUCGCUUGCUGGCUAUCCCUCAAAUAUGGUCGUAGCCAAUCACAUGCGGCGAGGAAGCUUGGGCGCUCUCAGCCUGGUACCGCAAGGCAUACUACCCGUCAUCGCACCUUACGAGGCGCUGGGAGCUGCUGGAUCUGCUGAGAAGAAUCCCUUUAUGCUGCCAUGGGCUGUCAGAGGUAUGCUUGAAGAGGACAUUGUCAAGAGUGAUGGCAGGCUGCAGGCGGAAGUGAAGGAACUCGUCCGAGAGUUUGAGGAGUGGAAGCCUACGAGCAAAGUUCUCAAAGACGUGAGAUGGAGAUUAGAGGGUGUUCGCAGCAUGCUGUGAAGAUGUAAAUUUUGGCCCUUUUUUUGUUCUAUCCUACCACAUACACAUCAGGAUUCAGCGUUCAGCGCGGUAUAGAUGAUGAAAUGAGGCGGUAGUAUUCUUAGCGAGGCGUUGUGGGAUAUUUAAGCACAAAUGCAGAUAGAUGGACCACGAGGAUGAAUGGAAAUGGAAAGCGUCUCG